Molecule: messenger RNA, 1021 nt
Organism: Capsicum annuum
Lineage: Eukaryota; Viridiplantae; Streptophyta; Magnoliopsida; Solanales; Solanaceae
Product: iron-sulfur cluster assembly scaffold protein IscU-like
Exons: 3
Coding region: 169-672 (167 amino acids)
Biological process (GO): iron-sulfur cluster assembly; intracellular iron ion homeostasis
Cellular component (GO): mitochondrial matrix; cytoplasm
Molecular function (GO): 2 iron, 2 sulfur cluster binding; ferrous iron binding
Source: RefSeq, a predicted model, not a curated record
CAAUUCUUUUUCAUCUAAAUCAACCACCUGUCUCUUUCGCCUCUCUUUGGAUCGUUUGAACCGCCUCUCUUCCUCCACACAAAAGGGGACCUCAUCGUAUAUACAACAACACACACAUCAAUCUCUCCUUAUUUCCCAAAUUGAAUCAAUUAGGGCAAAAUUUCAAAGAUGUUGAAGCACAUCGGAAAUCGAAUUCUAGGGUUAGGCCAACGAUCGCCGGUGACGGCGGCGCGGGGAGUGUUGCCCCGGCUAUAUCAUGAAAGAGUGGUGGACCAUUACAAUAAUCCCCGAAAUGUCGGGUCGUUUGAUAAGAACGACCCGACUGUUGGUACGGGGCUAGUCGGAGCUCCUGCUUGUGGAGAUGUGAUGAAGCUUCAAAUCAAGGUGGAUGAAGAGGGGAAAAUUACGGAUGCUUGUUUCAAGACCUUUGGUUGUGGCUCUGCUAUUGCUUCUUCUUCCGUCGCAACUGAAUGGGUGAAAGGGAGACAAAUGGAGGAAGUACUUUCUAUCAAGAACACGGAGAUAGCAAAACACCUCUCCCUUCCACCUGUUAAACUGCACUGCAGUAUGCUCGCUGAGGAUGCAAUUAAGGCUGCAGUUAAGGAUUACGAGACGAAGAAGGCAAAAUUUAAUGGCAAUGCAGAAACUGCAUCAACUGAAAAAACAGCUUAAUGAAGGACAUUCACACAAUGAAGUUGAGCAUGAGAAUGAAGAUCAGGGAUGUACAUGUAUGUAGUGUACCCUGGAUUUUCAUAGAUGUAAAUUAGCUCUCUUACUGUUCUGUUUGUGGUGUUGUUACUUUGGAUGAAGAUUGAACUUGCUUUUGCAAGUUUCUGUUACCCACGUCGCUUAGACGUUGUUGACUAAGCUACAGAAUAGUAGUACUAUGUUUGCAAAUAAUUUACGGUGGUUCAUUAGAGCCCGUGACCAAUAUGUAGUAGAUGCAUAUCAUCGGUUUUACUUUAGCUGUAAUAUUGAAUUGAAAAUACGAGUGUGACUUUCGAUAGUUUUGUUUUCUGAA